Molecule: messenger RNA, 7256 nt
Organism: Bombus pascuorum
Lineage: Eukaryota; Metazoa; Arthropoda; Insecta; Hymenoptera; Apidae
Gene: Col4a1
Product: collagen alpha-1(IV) chain
Exons: 27
Coding region: 122-5968 (1948 amino acids)
Cellular component (GO): collagen trimer
Molecular function (GO): extracellular matrix structural constituent
Source: RefSeq, a predicted model, not a curated record
CACACCACGUCUACUCGGUGCCGGGUUCCCCGCGAUAUUUUGUGACUGUCUGUCCGUGCAGUGCUUGUGCUAGCCUGUGCUCCUCGGCUCCCUAGACCCGUCGCGGAAUAGGGAGGUCGAAAUGACCCGGUUGGGAUUGCGAUUCGUCGCAUCCGCAGUGUUCCUGGCCGGGAUAGUUGGUGGGCAAUUUAAUCACACAUCAUGGCCGUACAAUCCUCCGCCUGUUGUUCCACUUGGACGAGGUGAUAUUGGAAAACCAAAUAGUACAGACGACGAUUAUAAUAUUUCACCACGAUGGAGAGCUUUUGUUACGAACAACGAAGAUUCUGAGGAAGAUAGGCGGUACUUAAAUAACCAAGGCCAAGGCUACCAAGGUCAGAAUUACGAUGAUCGGUACAACAGAUAUCCCGAUGGCGAUGAAUAUAAUCAGAGAACUGAUGAUUCCGGCGGAUAUCAAACUAAUUAUGGAGGCUUGGAUCAAGAAUCCUACAACCAGGGUCAAGAUCAAGUCCCGUUGGAUCCUUACAAUCAAGAAGCUGGCGAUCCUUACGGAAGAUCUGGAGGUUACGAAGACUCUUACGGAAGAGGAGAAGCCGGAGGAGAUCAAAGAUCCAGAGAUUCUUCUGGCGAUGGCUACGAUAGAAAUUAUGGAUCCAGAGACGAUUAUGGACGCGGAGAUCCUUACGGACAACGCGGAGAUCCCUACGGACAACGCGGAUAUUCUCCAGGGCAACGUGGAGGAUAUGGCGCGGCCGGAGAUUCGGACAAUUAUCCAAGCAGUUACACGGUUGUGCCAGUUCCAGGAUACAAGCCACAACGAAACUGUACCGGAUCGGCCUGCUGCGUGCCAAAAUGUUUCGCGGAGAAAGGUUCCAGAGGUCCACCAGGUGUAAUGGGGCCACAGGGACCUAAAGGUCAAAAAGGAUUUCCUGGAACAGAAGGUCUUUUGGGACCAAAGGGAGAAAAAGGUGACCCUGGUCCUCAAGGACUACGCGGUCCGAAAGGUGACAGAGGUAAAAUGGGUAUACCUGGAUUCUCCGGAAUAAGUGGUGUUCCUGGUGUACAAGGUCCGCCCGGAGCUCCUGGUCUACCUGGUCGUGAUGGUUGCAAUGGAACAGACGGUGAACCUGGUCAUGCUGGUCGUCCUGGAGAUACAGGUCCUCGUGGUUAUCCAGGUCCUCGAGGGCCCAAGGGAGACAAAGGUCAAUCAGGGUUCGCUGGCAGGUUCCCUGUAGGUCAAAAGGGAGAACCGGGUAUCGACGGUGUCAGAGGACCUCCAGGACAACCAGGAUCACAAGGAGAGCGUGGAUUUCCUGGACCUAAGGGUGAUCGUGGUCCUUAUGGUCCGCCUGGUCUACAAGGACCAAGAGGAGAAAAAGGAAACAUGGGUCUUGCGUUUGAAGGUCCGAAAGGUGACAAAGGUCAGAAGGGAGAGCAAGGACCUCCCGGAUCGCCUGCAGUCGGCGGCUUUCUACAUCCAGGAGAAGAAAUAGCAGGUCCACAGGGAGAUCGUGGUGAAAAAGGAGACAUGGGUGAAAGAGGGUCGGAUGGUCAAAAAGGAGAACAGGGACCAAUUGGUGAUCAUGGUAUUCCUGGUACUGCAGGUAUGAAAGGAGAAAAAGGUCUUCCAGGCGCACCAGGUAUUCGUGGACGGGAUGGUUUCUCUGGACCUCCAGGUCCACCUGGACGCAAAGGUGAUCGAGGUUACGACGGAUUAGACGGCCUUCCAGGUCGUCCUGGACAGAAAGGAGAACCAGGUCGAGAUGGGUCUAUGGGUGUUCCAGGCUUACGAGGACCACCUGGUCCACCUGGAGGUGGGAAAGGUACACCAGGGCCUCCAGGGCCAAAAGGACCUCAAGGUUUUCCAGGACCCACUGGACCUCGCGGUGCCGAUGGAUAUCCCGGAGAUCCAGGUCCAAGAGGUCCUAUUGGGCCACCAGGAGGACCUGGUUUAGCAGGUAUUCCUGGUCCAGAGGGUUUACCAGGAGAAAAAGGAGCAAAAGGAGAACCUGGCAUCACAGGAUUCCCUGGACCAACAGGUCCCCGUGGAUUUGAUGGUCCGCCAGGUUUAGCAGGUUCACGAGGGCUGCCAGGAGAGAAAGGCGCGUCGAUCAUGGGUCCCAAAGGAAUGGAUGGAGCGCCCGGUAUAGAUGGAGAGAAAGGACAAAAAGGAGAACGCGGUUACGCAGGACCGCGUGGAGUUCCUGGCGACGUGGAUGGCAUUCCAGGAGCGCCCGGAGAACCUGGUUUACCAGGAGAACCGGGAACGCCAGGGAAAAACGGCAUUCCAGGAUUUCCAGGUUCACCUGGUGAGAAGGGAGAGAUAGGAGGGCGUUGUAUAGAUUGCAUGCCGGGAUUCCCAGGAAUCAAAGGUGAUCGUGGUUUCGAUGGACAACCUGGACUUCCUGGACCACGAGGUCCGGCUGGAGAACGAGGAUUCCCCGGAGAACCUGGCAGCGACGGAUUACCUGGACCAAUUGGGCCACCAGGGCCUCCGGGAAAAGAUGGAAUUCCUGGUGCAGCAGGUCCACAAGGAGAACCUGGUACUCCAGCAGUGGUUACGGAAAACAUGCUUAAAGUAGAAAAGGGUGAUAAAGGUGUGAGAGGUCCGGUAGGAAGAGAUGGUCCACCUGGUCUUCCUGGUCCGCCUGGAGAAAAAGGUCCGAUGGGAUUUGAAGGUUUCCCAGGACCCAAGGGUAUUGCUGGAGAUCGUGGAUUCCCUGGUCAAGAUGGUAUUCCUGGAAGGCCAUGUGCUCCUGGUCGAAAAGGAGAACCUGGUCUUAGUGUGAAAGGAGAACAUGGAGAACCAGGCCGAAGAGGUGAAACAGGUGCAAAGGGUGAACCUGGUCCAUUAGGAGAUAAAGGAGAACCUGGUCUGUGUCCAAUUCCGGAUGAAUUAAUUAAGGGCAUUAAAGGCGACAGAGGUGCUCCUGGUGAAAAAGGAGAGCCUGGUCCACCCGGAAGGGAUGGGUUAAGCGGUGACAAAGGUUUACAAGGUAUUUCGGGCCCACCUGGACCACCCGGAUCAAUUGGUGCACCUGGGCCAGUUGGACCAAGAGGAUUACCAGGUCCUCGUGGUGACAAGGGUAAUAUAGGACCAAUGGGUUUCCCUGGGGAACCUGGUCGUGAAGGACCCAGAGGGUUCCCAGGCGCUGCAGGGUUGAAAGGAGCAAAAGGUGAAGUUGGUAUCUCGGUCAAGGGUAGUCCUGGAUUGCCAGGACCACCGGGAGAAAAAGGAGAGAAAGGUCUUCCAGGACCACCAGGGAAAGAAGGUCCUGAUGGUCUGCCGGGUCUGCCAGGAUUUUCCGGAGAGAAGGGUGAUGCAGGUAUUCCAGGCAUAGGUGGUUUGCCUGGUGCGCCAGGAGAAAAGGGAGAUACUGGUCCGAUGGGACCUCCAGGCCCGCCUGGUGUUGCUGGAAUUCCUGGUAUAGACGGAAAUAAAGGUGAACCGGGAUUGCCGGGUGAGGCUGGCAAACCAGGACUCCCAGGAUUCCCAGGUAUCAAAGGUGAUCGUGGCGAACCGGGUAUCGAUGGAUCGAAAGGUUACCCAGGAAGACGUGGUCUACCUGGUUUACAAGGUAGACCUGGUAUAGAAGGUGCACCUGGUUUGAAAGGAGAACGAGGUGAAAAAGGUGCCGCUGGUUUCCCUGGAUUACGUGGAAUGGAAGGAAAACCUGGUCGCCCUGGAUUAACUGGACCGAAAGGAGAUUUAGGUCAUCCUGGUCUACCUGGUCUUCCUGGAACUAUUGGAUUCCAAGGACCUAAAGGUGAUCAAGGUUUACCAGGAUUGCCAGGACGCAAAGGAGAACCAGGUCUCGUUUCUGAGAAAGGACAGAAAGGUGAACCAGGAAUGCCAGGUAUCCGUGGUCCUGUUGGUCCUCCUGGUAGAGAUGGUAUUGACGGAGACAAGGGAGAACGUGGAUUGUCGUGUAAUUGUGUAGACGGAUUGCCAGGUCUUAAGGGAGAACCGGGUCUGCCAGGUCGCGAUGGUUUACCAGGACCUAUAGGGCUAAAAGGUGACGCUGGAGUAAGAGGUUUCCAUGGUUCUCAAGGAGAUAUAGGACCAAUGGGUCCACCAGGUGAACCAGGAACACCUGGAAUCGACGGAUUGCCAGGUGAACCAGGUGACAUAGGUCCACCAGGUGCACCUGGUUUCCCUGGUUUGGAUGGUGAUGUGGGAGCUCCAGGACAUCCUGGCCUCAAUGGUGGUAAAGGAGACCGUGGUUUGCCAGGUCUUGUUGGGGAACCUGGUAUCCGUGGUGCGCCUGGAGAAAAAGGUGACCGGGGACAACCUGGACCGACAGUUGCGAUCAAAGGUGAAAAAGGUGAACCAGGUAUGCCAGGAUUACGAGGUGUAGCUGGAGAGAAAGGUGAUCGUGGCGAGGAAGGUCUAGCUGGUUAUGAUGGCGAAAAAGGAGAUAGGGGCACAUCGGGUCCAGUUGGAAACCCAGGUCCACCUGGCCUCCCUGGACCUAAAGGUGAAGAAGGUCCACGUGGACCUACGGGAAUUGCUGGACUAACUAUCAAGGGUGAGAAGGGUUUACCAGGUCUGCCAGGAAAGCACGGACGAGAAGGACUACCAGGACGACCAGGAGAGAAGGGAGAACGAGGAUUACCUGGUUUACCAGGACAUAAAGGAGAUCAGGGACCUUAUGGUCCUGUCGGGCCACAGGGCGAGAAAGGUGAUAUGGGGCUUAUGGGCUCUCCCGGUUUACCAGGUCAAGAUGGAGCUCCAGGUCAUAGAGGACUCCCGGGUCAAAUAGGUCCAAAAGGUGAAAAAGGUGUGAAUUGUAUACCAGAACCAGGUUUGCCAGGACAAAAGGGAGAACCAGGAUACCCAGGACUUCCCGGAACUGAUGGACUCCCUGGUGAAAAAGGUGACAGAGGUUGGCCCGGUCUAGAAGGUCCACCUGGUCUGGAUGGAGAGAAAGGUGAAAGAGGAUUCCCAGGUCCCAUAGGAAAAAUGGGUGCUAUUGGGUUUGCUGGUCAGAAGGGUGACAGGGGUCUCGACUGCCUCGAACCACCGAUGGGACCAAAAGGAGACCGUGGUUACCCUGGACCGACUGGCCCGCCAGGCCCGUCAGGAGAAAAAGGAGCUUCAGGUCAGCCAGGAUUCCCAGGAUUGCAUGGAACGAAAGGUGCACCAGGACUUCAAGGACCACCAGGUCCAGUUGGAUUACCAGGAUUGCAAGGACCUGUUGGUGCUCCUGGUUUGCCAGGUCUUCAAGGACCCGUGGGUCAUCCGGGUGAACCAGGAGAACCAGGACUACCAUGCGAAGCUGCACCUGAUUACCUUACUGGUAUCUUGCUGGUAAAACACAGCCAAACUGACAGGGUGCCUGUUUGCGAUGCAGGACAUAUCCAACUCUGGGAAGGAUACAGUAUGUUGUCUACGGAUGGCAAUGAAAGAUCCCACUCACAAGAUUUAGGUCACGCCGGCUCGUGCGUACGAAAGUUCUCGACGAUGCCGUUCCUCUUCUGCGACACUGGCAACGUUUGUAACUAUGCAAGUCGUAGCGAUCGUUCUUACUGGUUGUCGACCACUAAAGCAAUUCCCAUGAUGCCUAUCGAGGGGACAGCGAUAGAGGAAUACAUCUCCAGAUGCGUGGUUUGCGAGGUUCCAGCGAAUGUGAUAGCCGUACACAGCCAGUCAUUGAAUAUUCCAGAUUGUCCACACGGAUGGACCGGACUUUGGAUCGGAUACAGUUUUGUCAUGCAUACGGGUGCCGGUGCCCAGGGUGGAGGACAAUCCUUGUCCAGUUCCGGAUCCUGUCUCGAAGAUUUCCGUACAACGCCAUUUAUCGAAUGUAACGAAGAACACUGCCAUUAUUACUCGAACGAGAUCAGCUUUUGGAUGACGACGAUAGAGGAUAGGCUUCAGUUCCAAAGGCCUGAGAAACAGACCUUGAAGGCAGGCAACCUCAGGUCCCGAAUAAGUCGCUGCCAAGUGUGUAUAAAGAACACGUAAAUCCAUGUAAACCCGCGUGUUUAUGCUCUCUUUUCUUUAUUCCCCGCGUUUCUUCCUUCUUUCAUCUUUCCUUUUUCUUUACUUUUUCCUUCUUUUUCUUUGUUUCUUCCGUUAAAACGACGCCAAUUACCUUUAUCGCUAACUAUAAAGAAGGUUAUACAUAAGACGGAAUUAGGUCUGGGAGGAAAAGGACCGAAUAAAAAUUUGCGGAAGACGAAAGAAACCGAGAGAGAUUUUUGCUCCUUGUCGUGCUGUCUUUUUGACCUCCGCCGCAAAUGUCUCGUCCUCGUUAUUUUUAAUCUGUCUCCUUUCCCUUCCGUUUUUCUUUUUCUUCCUUUUUCUCCGUAUCUCUUCUUCUUCCUAUACACAGACUCUCGAAAGUAUUAUAUAUCUGGACGCUUGUAGACACCUUUUUAAUAGAUAUAUUAUACGUAUUAUAGGGAACGUUCUGAAAUUUCACUAGUACCAUAAUCGGACUCAACUAUCACGAUUAUAUCGAUAAAGUUUAAAAAUCUGAAAAUAUAUAUAGAGAUUACACGAUAUCUGGUACAAGUAUAUAUUUUGCAAAGAUUAUCGCACCAUCUUCGGCAUUUAUUAUUUGUUUAAGCUAUUCAUACUCUGUAUCAAUCUGUUUACUAAAUAUAUAUUUGCAACAAAUAUUUUGUAACAUGUACGAACAUUUUCCGAUUGCCUUCAAAUUUUAUCAAUACGAUCGUGACGAUAGUAUCUGAUCACAGUGAUAAUGAAAUUUCAAAACGUUUCAUAUAACACGGGUCGUUGUAUUUCACACAAUACGAACGUAAAAGUUUUCUCUGGUAAAUGUUCAAAUACUUUCGUGGACCAGUGUAUUUAUCUUUCUUGUCAUGUUCCUAGUGCUUUCCUCGUUGAUCCUUUCUUUGGUCAAAAAUCUCGUUUUACACUUGUUUUUACUGCCGCCUUUGAAUUUCCCGCGAACUGCUUUCCUUCCCAUCACGAAAUCGUAUAUGCCGUAAGUUUUAUUUCUAUAACUAUUCAAACAAGUGCCUAGCGUACUAUUUUCUAGCAUGUAAAAUAAUAUAUAUAUAUAAAAGUUUAUUAUAAAUAUUAUAUGUAUAUUUAUAUCUCGUAAAUCUUGUAUGAAAAGUAAGUUCAACGUACUACUACGGACACUGCCCAUAUCCAAUAUGGCAUAUUUUACAUAUUGUAUAUUAAUAUAAAUGAACUUAGCCUGGUAAUCGUGUGAAGCCAAAUAUUUAAGUGAAUAGGUAUUUUGCUACUGUAGCUAAUAAAAUUCUAUUUUCAAACUUCA